AUGCAGACAGAAAUAAAGUGUCCUGUUUGUAAAAAUGACUCAUUUCUGAAUCCAGGAAUCAAGAUAUACAUCAGUCCAUGCUUCCACAAACUGUGUGAGCAGUGUCUGUACAAGACAUUUGGCAUUGGCUACGCCCCGUGUCCAGAAUGUGGCACACAGCUCAGGCGAAUCAACUUCAUUUCCAGCACCUACGAAGACAUUCAGGUGGAAAGAGAGAUCAAAAUAAGGCAGCAACUUCAUAAGACGUACAAGUUUGAAAGGAAUCCAACUGAUUUAGAGAAAUAUGACGACUGGUUGGAGGAGUUUGAGAACCUGGUUUUUGAACUAGUUGAAUUGAAGAAUGAGAAGUUGAUAAAAGAGCGUAUUAAGGAGACUAUUGCAGACCAAUACCACGUUCUGAAUCAGUAUAGAACCAAGACAAUAGUAACAGAGGCCAGGAAGGAUGAACCAGUUAAGAAAAUCAAAAUAUCAGAAAGCAUCUUUGGUAUUAAAGAUGUGGAAAAGAGGAGAAACAUUUUGGCAAAAGAGUAUUCGGUGCCAGAGAGGCUGUUUAAAGUAGCAAAAGACAGUGAAUUCACCAAUGAGUUCCUGAUUGACUACAUUCUGAAUGCAAGUAGAGAAUUCAGGUGA
Molecule: messenger RNA, 630 nt
Organism: Enterospora canceri
Lineage: Eukaryota; Fungi; Microsporidia; Enterocytozoonidae
Source: the annotation of a GenBank genome assembly